Messenger RNA from Nematolebias whitei (Rio pearlfish), 5187 nucleotides. RefSeq names its product adenylate kinase 9 (gene ak9). The coding region runs from base 1 to 5187 and encodes 1728 amino acids. The transcript is spliced from 36 exons. Gene Ontology annotation, cellular component: nucleus; cytoplasm. Lineage: Eukaryota; Metazoa; Chordata; Actinopteri; Cyprinodontiformes; Rivulidae. Gene Ontology annotation, molecular function: UMP kinase activity; ATP binding. Gene Ontology annotation, biological process: UDP biosynthetic process; CDP biosynthetic process. The record is from RefSeq and is a predicted model, not a curated record.
AUGGCUGCCGUUGGACACGCUGAAAUGGACGGUCUGGUGGACAAUUUAAUAGAGGACGAAGCUGAGAGAGACACUCUUCUGGCUAAACCUACCUGCUUCAUAAUUCUUGGAAAACCGGGUAUUGGUAAAUCCACCUUGGCCAAAACCAUAUCCAAAUCUUGGAAAUGUAUACUAAUUGAUGAUACUGAAGUGCUCAACAUGCACAUAAAAAACAAAACAAAGGAAGGCCUAGAGCUCUUGAGCAUCUUAUCUGAGGGGAAAAGUAUACCUGAAGAUUUAGUGCUGUCGCUGAUUCUUGCCAGGCUCAACGCACCCGAUAUUGAGCACUAUGGUUAUGUUCUGAGCUGCCUGCCAUUCAUGUCAGAGAAGUCCCUGAAGAUCCCUGAUCAGAUUGAACUGAUCAAAAACCUAAAACUAUCACCAGAUUUCAUCAUUAAUAUAAAGUGUGCAGGCAAGGACUUGGUCCAAAGGUUGUCUGGUCUGAAGCAGCACCCAGUGACAGGACAGCUGUGUAACAGAGAGGAGUGGACACAUGAAGAAGUGUUCAUCAAGAAGGAGAAGAACAAGGAUCAGGAAGUGAACAAAGAGGAGGAGGAGGAAGAGGAGGAGCAGGAGAAGGAGCAUCAAAAAAAUAUUGUUGACCAGAUGGUGUGGACACCAGAAAAUCUGCUCAGAAAUGCAUCUACCAGAAUCAACAUGUACAACGAGACAAUGCUAAGACCACUGGAGGACUACAUGACAGAGCACAACCCCCUCUACCUGUUGGAGCUCGAUGGAAACAAUACACCAGAAGAGCUACAUUUGUCUGUGAUGACCCGACUUGCAACUAUGGCUUUAAAGCACGUCUCUGUUCCAGUCCUCCUCCACCACCCUGAUGAUGAAGAACUGCCAGAGAACAUUGACAUGGAUGACCUUCUGAGAAUUAUGUCUUCCUCCAGGACAGUGGCCCCCGGCUUUCGGUGGAGAAGGAGCCGAUGGGGCCACACUUGUCCUGUUGCUCUGAAGGAGGGCAAGAUUAUUCCUGGCAAAGCAGAAUUUUCUGUGGGUUUUCAGGACAAGCUGUACAUCCUUUCAUCUCAGGAGACCUACCAAAAGUUUGUCACAAACCCCAGACGAUACUUACUCCAUCCGAUGCCCAGACCCCACUGCAAAGUGUCCAUAGUUGGUCCUCGUCUGGCUGGGAAGAGCACACUGUGUCGGCUUCUUGCUCAGCACUAUGGUGCGGUGGUGCUCGACGUGGAGGAGCUGUCACAGCCAGUUUUAACCAGGGCUGAACAGGAAAAGCUGGACAAAAUCAACAAGGAGACAACACAGGCUGCUAUAAAGAAAAUAAAGAUGAAGAUGAAAGAAGACGAUACACCCAGCUCUGCAGAAGUGACCGAGGAUCAUCCAGAAGUAAAGGCCAUUGUGCUUCAAACCAUGGAGGAAGCCAAACAAAUGAGCACACCUCAUCUGGACCUGUAUGUCAAUGUGCUGAAGAAGUGUAUAAAGGAGAUAGAAGAACUGGACUCAGAUGCCGAGGUCCGAACGGGGUGGGUGCUUGACAACUUUCCCAUCAACAUUUUCCAAAUGAAGGCCUUACAGGAAGCUGGACUCCUGCCAGAUAUGAUUUUCUGUCUCAGAGACAGUGACGGACAUCACGCAGUUUUGAAGAGAAUCUACGAGAUAGAAAAGGAAAAUGUGAACAAAGCCAUCAAGGAGAGGCUGCAGAAUGAAAUGGAUCAAAGGAUAAAAGAAAACUUAAAACAAAAGGAGGAGCAAUCAGAGGCACAUUCCACUCUAGAAACAGUUACUGAGGAGACCAAUGAAGAUCAGUCUGAUAGCAUCAGUUCUGCAGACCCUGACACGUUAAAUCAAAACGCUGUAGCACCGCAGAAUGACUUGAAGCUGGGAUAUCCAGAUGUCCCAGAGAUGAAGGAAUAUAUACUGCAGAUGCAGCAGUUUGAUGGGGAUUUAGAUCAGAUGCUUUCUGCUUUAAAUGACAACAACUGUGUCCUGGAGAUUGGCAGCAAAACCCCAGAGAGCUUGCUUCAAUACUUGAUUCAACAGAUGGAGAAACCAUUUCAGUAUGUGGCUUGGAAGUUGUCUUCCUUUGACCUGGAUGAAGAAGUUGAAGAUGCUGAGGCUUCAAAGGCAUUUGAAGAAGCAGAGGAAGAGAGCAGUGAUGACUAUGCUAAAGAGGAACAGGAUGAUGAGGACAUCCAAAUAUCCAAAAGAUCGUUAGGUGAUACCAAGCAUUUCUGUCCGGUCGCCCUAAAAAUCCACAAUGUUCUGUGGCCGUGCACAGAUGAAAUUUCUGCCAAAUAUCGUGAGAAGACUUUUUACUUCUCCAGCCUGGAUGCCAGAGACGCCUUCCUUCUCAACCCUGCUCAGUUUGUUGCUCAGACUGAGCCUCUUCAGCCUCCUGCACUGAGAAUCGUUUUGCUGGGAGUCAGAGGGUCAGGCGAGUCGACUGUUGGCAGAUGGCUCGCACAGAAGCUGGGGCUGUUCCACAUAGAGUUCAGAGAGCAGCUCCAAAUGUUGAUCAUAGCCAAGACAAAGAAAAGGAUUCCUUAUGAUGAUGAGGUAAUGCUUCUGGAGGAGGAAUCUAAAGACCUGGAAGUCUUAAUAAAGGAAACCAUGAAGGGAGACCAACAGGAAAAGGAAGAUAACUCUGACCGCGUAAAUGACACAGAGGAUGUGUCCAUGACUGAAGAAGAAACUGCCAUCAAAGCCUACCUAUCUAGUGGAGUUCAACUAAGUCCAGAGAUUCUGGAUAUGGUUCUCGCACCCUACUGGAAACAAGAACCAUACUUGUCCACGGGGUUCAUCUUGGAGGGUUUUCUUUCUGAUUCCAAACAGGUCCAGUACAUGUUGGAGAGAGUGUUUUUCCCUGAUGUAGUCGUAGUCAUGGAAGUGGAUGUCACUGACGUUCAGAAGCGCCUGUUGCCAACCUACCUUGGCAAAUGGCGUGACCUCCUCAAUAAGCGUGACCAACAAAUGCAACUCUUGCGUGAUCUGCGCAAAAAGAACCUGGAAGAGAAAAUUUCCAAAAGAAGGGCAGACCUCAUGGCAGAGCAAGAACAAAAAAAAGAUGAAUUUAGGAAUAACUUGGAAAAAGAUGACGAUGAAGAAGGCGAUGAUGCACACAGCAUUGAAGACCAGAUAGAGGAGAUACUCAGAGAAGAGUUUCCCUCAGAAGAUGACGAUGAAGAGAGGGAAGAUGAGGAGACCGAAGAGGCAGCGACUGAGAGGCUGGAGACUGAAAUAGAAGAACGUUUUGGAACCGAUGAAAAGAACCUUGUAACUGUGACGGAACUCCUGAGUGAGCAUAACAUCCCCAAAAUGGUGAUCAAUGCAUCACGCAAGCUCCACCUCAUUCAGCAUCAUCUGCUCCAGAUUAUCCAGCCCCUGCUGACCAACAGGGAGUCACUCUUCCAAACAUGCCAGCCCAUCUCAUACAGCCUCGCCCAGAAGCUGCUGUUCUCCACCUACAAGCUUCACAGUGCCUUCGGCUGCUGGGACCCCAUCCAGCUAUACGAAAACAGAGACAUGAUUCAGCCUUUGCCGUGGCCUCUCAGCACCAUGUAUCCCCUCCUCCUCAGUCGGUAUAUCUACUUUUUUGCAUCCAUUGAGAACCUCAACAAAUUUAUGCUCCACCCCUUAAAAUACCUUCGCCAACCAAAGCCCACUCCUACACUCCCUAUAAAACUAGCUGUAAUUGGACCUCCCAAAUCUGGGAAAACUACAGUGGCAAAGCUGCUUGCUAAAAACUAUGGCUUGGCUCGACUGUCCAUUGGUGGUGUCAUGCGUAUGGUACUGAACAAUCAAGGACACACUAAUCUGGCAGACCAGAUGAGAAGCUACCUUACGCAGGGUCUUAUUAUACCUGAUGAAUUGGCCAUUCAGUGUCUGGAGGUGGCACUCCUAAGUUCAGUCAGCAGCAUUCAGGGAUAUGUUCUGGAUGGUUUUCCGGUGACCCUCAAGCAGACUGAACUGAUGGGAUCUCACAGAAUCAUCCCCAUGCUGGUGGUAGAGCUUGAACUUGACACGUUGGAGGUGCUAAAGAGAGGCCAAAUAGACAAGAUGAACCCCAACAAGCCUUAUCUGAUGCAUGACAACUCUGACAUCCUCAAAAGCUGCACUUCCUGUUAUAAGAAGCAGGCGGAGCACAUAAGGCAAUACUUCCAACAGCAGCAUCAGAACUGGUUUAAUCUUGAUGGCUUAAAGAGCAAGUGGUGGCUCUGGACCAACAUUAUGAAGGAAGUCAGCAUCAGCAUGAAACAUAUCCAGUCUUACUUAGAAAAGACACAAAGUGGACAAGCUGCCAGCAUCAAUAGGUUGUGCAUCACCCCCAAAGAGUUGAACUGCAGGCUUGGAGAGUUUGGUCAGUACUGUCCUGUCUGCUUGGCUCUACAGCACCACCUGGUGGACGGCUCAGACAAUGCAGCCUUGACUCACGCGGCAGAGUACAGGAGGCGUUAUUACAAGUUAUGUGGCAAAGAACAUCUAGAGAAGUUCCUGUCAACACCUGAUCAAUUUGUGGCACCCAGCUGCCCCCACGCCCUCCCACAGCCCCCCCUGCUGCCAAGAAAGUUGACUGAGAUCCAGGUGAAGAGCAAGUUCCCACAGGAGGCUGAAAUGAAGGGCUUCUGUCCUGUCACUUACAUGGAUGGGAAACAAAGAUAUGAAGCUCUGGUUCAAGGAAAAAUGGAAUAUGCAGUGGAAUACAGAGAAAGGAUCUAUGUCUUUCAAACAAAAGAGAAACAGGAAACAUUUCUGAGAACUCCUGAAACCUACUGGGACCAGAAGCUUCCCCAUAAAGUUCCUCCUCUUCCUGUGCCCGUUUCCCUCACCUCCCUUCCCACAUUGAGCUACCUGGAACAGGGCGUUGCAGUCGCUGUGAUUAAGGCCAUGACAGCUGUUGGGACUCUCAAACCAAAAUACCCCUUUCUCAGCAUCCAAAGGUCAGCUCUGCUCUACGUGGCCUUCUAUUUAAAAGCUUUCAACCAGAAAAGCACACACCAUAACCGCCAGAUGUACAGAAAGAAGCUUGCCUUGUUUGAAGAGAAUUGCGAGCUCAUUCCUCUCCUCAGUUCAGCAAUGGGAGGAAACUACAGACCUCCCAGUGAACGUCCCGUAGAUUUCACUUUCAAACUGAACAGAUUCUUGGUACUGGGAGUCCCAGGAGCAAAUAGUAUUCUGUAG